Messenger RNA from Mesorhabditis belari, 243 nucleotides. NCBI's taxonomy places the organism in Eukaryota, Metazoa, Nematoda, Chromadorea, Rhabditida, Rhabditidae. The record is from the annotation of a GenBank genome assembly.
AUGCUGAAACUUCCAAUGACAGAUUUGCUAUUCUAUAAAUGUUUCGACAAGGAACUCCACGUGCUUAUCUGUUUCAAAGGUCUCAACUUCACACGUCGCCCAAAGAUCAACCCAAAGCAGGGGGAAGGGGUCUCUCUUGACCAGAAGCCCCGAAUCAAAAAUAGCUCUACCGCUACGACUUGCUUUUGGGUCGGCCUAUAUCCGACUACGGCAGCUCAACCUUCUCAUAUCAGACAUGGACAU